AACUUUUUCAAUCUUAGUGCAUAGUUAUUAUUACUACUUGUUAGAAUUCAUAAAAUUAUCACUGUUUUAUAUGUUAUCAUAAACAUUGAGAAAAUCUCCCCUCUUAGAUGCAACUAUAGCAUAGCAUAUUCUUAAGAAACAGCACAUCCACCAUAAUUGUAUAAUAAAUUGAAGAGAAUAUAGAGAAUAGAGAAAUGGAAGAAUAUAUUCAAAAGACAAUUGUGGUUGGAGUUUUUUCAUGGACAACAACUUUUCUUGUAAUGAGGAAAAUCUUUCCAAAACGUUCAUUUGAUUUCUCCAACAGGAUUGUCUCUACAAUUCAUGCAAUUUUAGCAGUAACAUUGGCUACUCUGUCUGUUCAAGAUUGGAAAUGUCCAAUUUGUCCUGUGGCCUCAGAUUCUUCUUACAAACAGAUGGAAGUUCUGGCAGUGAGCUUAUCAUAUCUAAUUUAUGAUCUAGUGUGUUGUUUAUUUGAUGAAAAAUUCAAUUGGGACAACACUAUCCACCAUUUGGUAAGCAUUGUUGGACUCAUAGCUGGCCUAUGCUAUCAAAAGUGUGGCUCAGAGAUGGUGGGGGCAGUGUGGGUAACAGAGAUGUCAAGCCCAUUCUUGCAUUUGAGGGAGCUUCUAAAGGAGCUUGGUUAUAAGGACACUCCUCUUAAUUUGACUGCAGAUAUUUUAUUUGCUUCAAUAUUUACAUUUGCUAGGAUGAUGAUUGGACCUUGUAUCACCUACGUAACAUUAACUUCCAAUAACCCAUUUCUCAUCAAGGCUAUGGGAUUGGGUUUGCAGCUGGUAAGUACAUUCUGGUUCUACAAAAUUGUAAGAAUGAUGAAAUACAAAUUAACCAAGAAAUCAUCAACAUCCAAAAAUGGCAUCAAGCACACCACCAACAUCAAAAGCAAGACAUCUAGCUAGCUGACAAUUCUACAUCAAUCAGUGUUUGAGAAUUUUAUGAAUCCAAUGAACGAUAUAAAGUACUUCAAAGUGGCCCCUUCAAUCAUUAAUUUGCUUGUGUGAAUUGAGACAUAAAUUUCGUACAUAUCUUCAUUGGACAAAUCUUGUUUUAAUAUUAUUAAAUUUAGAGGUUGCACACAAAAAACAUGAUGUGAUAACAUCAUAUGUGAGUAUGGUUCUUAAAGUAGAGCAACAGGGUUUAUUCAUCAAGGUUCACUAAGUGGAAUAGAGUCAAUUAGAUGAUUCAGAAAAUGUCAUACUUCCUAACCACACAAGUAAAGUAGUGUUACACCAUUCACAAGUUUUAUUUUCACCAUUGCAUCAAUAAAUUCCAUUGUUUUACCUUUUAUUUAA
Molecule: messenger RNA, 1310 nt
Organism: Medicago truncatula (barrel medic)
Lineage: Eukaryota; Viridiplantae; Streptophyta; Magnoliopsida; Fabales; Fabaceae
Product: TLC domain-containing protein 5
Exons: 6
Coding region: 195-917 (240 amino acids)
Cellular component (GO): membrane
Source: RefSeq, a predicted model, not a curated record